Rangifer tarandus platyrhynchus (Svalbard reindeer) is the source of this 375-nucleotide messenger RNA. NCBI's taxonomy places the organism in Eukaryota, Metazoa, Chordata, Mammalia, Artiodactyla, Cervidae. The record is from the annotation of a GenBank genome assembly.
AUGCCACUGGCCUACAGAUCAGAGUGCACCUGGAUCCAGAGUGAGAAGUCAGACGGCUCCUGCGCCUGCAGCCACGAGUAUCAGCACAAACGGCUCUACUUGGCUUCUGCUGCCCCCUCCCUCUCAGCUUGCAAUGGCAGGGCGUCCAUGGCUGCAGCCAACAAGGGCAGCAAGUCCAGAGUCCGGAGUAUCCGCUUCGCAACAAGCCAUGAUGCAGAAAGCGCCCAGAGUCAUGUCCACUUUGAUGAGAAGCUGCAUGACUCUGUGGUCGUGGUCACCCGGGAGAGCGACAGCAGCUUUCUGGCCAAGGCUGGACUCCUGAAGAUCCUGCACAGGUAUGAGAUCACCGUCACCCUGCCCCAGGGCACAGGCUGA